GUGGGCUGGUUUUGUGCGCGGUCACGUAGCUCUGCGGCACAGAAGCUCGCUUCCAAGGAAGAGCAUCGUUCAUCGGACGGCAACCGCUCAGCUUCGCGCUUCAAUUGCCCCUUACUGCUGCCUCCAGGAUGACACACCAGUACCCCGCCCUCUCCACAGAGCAGAAGAAGGAGCUGCAUGACAUUGCCCAGCGUAUCGUGGCUCCUGGGAAGGGCAUCCUAGCAGCUGAUGAAUCAGUGGGAAGCAUGGCAAAGCGCCUGAACCAGAUUGGUGUAGAGAACACAGAGGAGAACCGUCGCCGUUAUCGUCAGCUUCUCUUCAGUGCCGAUGAGCGUAUCGACAGCUGCAUCGGGGGCGUCAUCUUCUUCCAUGAGACACUGUACCAGAAUUCUGACGAUGGCACCUCCUUUGCCAAAAUGAUCAAGGACAGGGGCAUUGUUGUGGGCAUCAAGGUUGACAAGGGAGUAGUGCCUCUGGCAGGGACUGAUGGAGAGACUACUACCCAAGGACUGGAUGGAUUAGCGGAGCGCUGUGCCCAGUACAAGAAGGAUGGUGCUGACUUUGCCAAGUGGCGCUGCGUGCUUAAGAUCAGUGAACAUACUCCUUCCCAGCUAGCCAUCAUGGAGAAUGCCAAUGUUCUGGCUCGCUAUGCAAGCAUCUGCCAACAGAAUGGAAUAGUUCCCAUUGUGGAGCCUGAAAUUCUGCCUGAUGGAGACCAUGAUCUUAAACGCUGCCAGUAUGUCACAGAAAAGGUCCUGGCUGCAGUGUACAAGGCCCUGUCAGACCACCACGUCUACCUGGAGGGCACCCUGCUGAAGCCAAACAUGGUGACCCCCGGCCAUGCUUGCCCCAGCAAGUGCAGCUCUCAAGAGGUUGCCAUGGCAACUGUUACUGCCCUGCGUCGCACUGUGCCCCCUGCUGUCCCAGGUGUGACCUUCCUCUCUGGGGGUCAGAGCGAGGAAGAGGCCUCCAUCAACCUAAAUGCCAUUAACACCUGCCCUCUGGGAAAGCCCUGGGCACUCACCUUCUCCUAUGGACGUGCCCUGCAGGCCUCUGCUCUCAAUGCUUGGCGUGGGCAGAAGGAGAAUGAGAAGGCUGCUACUGAGGAGUUCAUCAAGCGAGCUGAGGUGAAUGGUCUGGCUGCACUGGGCAAGUAUAUUUCCAGCGGUGACGGCAGUGGAGCUGCUGGCCAGUCCCUCUACGUUGCAAACCAUGCCUACUGAAUGAAUGACCCAGUCACAGCCACAUUCCAGCUUCCGUCGACCAAUAGUAUCUUCCACUGCUGCUAGGUGUUUUCAGUGUCACCUACCAAUCACAGGCCUGCGCUGUCUUCUGUACUUUACAGUUACUAUCAUGUGUUCUAAUAUAUGUAUUUUCAGAGAAUCGGUAACUACAUUGCCAGCUUCAGAGGUGGUUUUGAUGAGAGGAGAAACAACUGCAGAGAGAGCUGAUUAGAUUGUAGUAAUGACUUAUUUUCUGCUUUUCAGUUUCUCUUUACAUGUACCGGGCAGAAUGGUUUUACUAGGUCUAAGCACUGAGAACGUAAUCCAGAAACAAGCAGUUUAUACUGUUUCACUUGACAGUGGAGUUUUGAUGUCCUGUCCUAAUUAUCCAGCAGUUCUGCAGCUGAGGGAAAGAGGCAGACCUGCCAGUCAAAUUAUAGCACUAGAUACAGCAGUUGUAACUUAGAAGGAACAACCAUAAGGCUAAAUAAUUAAGCACUAACAACCUGAUGUUGCGUUUCUUCUCAAUGUUUGACAACCAAGUUUGGAAAUGUCUGGGCUUAGCUAAAGGAAAUUAACCUGUCAAAGUGAAAAUUAUAGGCACACAGUAUUGUACAACAGUGUAGAAUUGUAUGUGUGAUGCUUUUUGUGUGCAGGUCAACCCUGCCUCUUCCCCCAUGCCACACACCAGCGGCUUAAUGAUCCAUAGGCCCAGAACUUGGCAUCUGACACCCAGGGCUGCAACUCUUGGGUUGUGACAGAUUAGAGAAUUCCUUGACUGGGUCAGGAACUACCCCUGCCAUGUGGGAGUGCUGUAACUCUGUGAUUGCUGUGUUGUCCUCCUUGCACCUGGUGUAACAAAUAGUGAAGAAAAUAAAUUAUAUAUGUAGAAA
Scleropages formosus (Asian bonytongue) is the source of this 2116-nucleotide messenger RNA. It is a transcript of the gene aldocb, whose product is annotated as aldolase C, fructose-bisphosphate, b. Gene Ontology annotation, molecular function: fructose-bisphosphate aldolase activity. Lineage: Eukaryota; Metazoa; Chordata; Actinopteri; Osteoglossiformes; Osteoglossidae. Gene Ontology annotation, biological process: glycolytic process. The record is from RefSeq and is a predicted model, not a curated record. The coding region runs from base 129 to 1223 and encodes 364 amino acids. The transcript has 9 exons.